CCUAUUGGUUUGAGGACGUUGUUGUAAGAUGGCGCCCAGCGGAAUAUGACUGUAGUGGAAAAAAAUAAAUACUACAGCUAACGGAAUAAAACAAACCAUUAGGUACCCGCUGAAAACACAAACAGCACUUCGCUUCCCUGCUUGUUGGAAGAGGGGCGUUGUGGACGACUUAAUCUUCGACCCGUUAUAAAGAAAGGUUUCCACCUCAUCUAAGUGAUCACAGUCUGCAGCUAUGAACAAUUCCAUGGAUGGCACCAGCUCCUAUGAGGAGCUAGUGAGGCAGAAAGCUCGGAGCAUCCCUCAACAUCGCAUGAAGGAGUUCCUGGAGUCCUUGGCCAGCAAAGGUCCAGAUGCACUGCAAGAGUUCAGCCAACAAAGUGGAGACACUACAACCACCACUACGACUAUGGUUUACCAACAAGAGGCCAACUGUAUCUAUACAGACAGUACAGAAGUGGCUGGGUCGCUGUUGGAGUUGGCAUGCCCGGUUCAGUUGCAGGUCCAAACACAACAGCAGCAGAUGCAGGAGUCUACAUCUCAGCAGCAGUCAGUGCAACACAAUGUAGAACAACAGAUUGUGCAGGUGCAGAUUCAAGGCCAGCAGCAAGGUCAGGUGCUUGGUCAGGUUCUCCAGGUGCCUGCUGGCUCCCAUCAGCAGCUUCAGGGUGUAACCACUGCACAGCUGAUUCAACCUGGGGAACUGACAGAGGAACAGCAACAACAGCUGCAGGCCCAGCUGGUGGCAGCUGUGGCAGGCGGACAGCAGAUCCAGAUCCAGACAGUUGGGGCCCUCUCUCCCACCCAGCAGCAGGAUGGUGCAGAGCGAAGGGUCAUGGGAACCACAGUUGCCACAUCUCAAGCAGCAGGAGUCCUGCAGCCAGCCAAAAAGCGUAAGGUGGACAUGCCCAUCACUGUGUCAUAUGCUCUACCUGGUCAGCAGGUAGCCACAGUCUUGGCUAUUCCCCAGGGUCAGGGGCAGCAGCAAAGUUAUGUGUCCCUGCGGCCCGACCUGCUAACUGUAGACAGUUCCCACCUUUACAGUGCUACUGGUACCAUCACCAGUCCCACAGGUGAGACCUGGACCAUUCCUGUAUACUCUGCUCCUGGAUCCGGAGGCCGUGAACAGGUCACACAUAUUGCCAUCCCCCAGGAGGCUUAUGGGACAGUGCAGUUGGCAGGGACAAACACUACAACAAUAACCACAAUGCCAACGCAAGUCACCGUUGAAAGUGACAAGUUAAAAAGCCCGGCUAGUCAAAGUCAGACUGUGCAGGCAGUUUCCAGCAUUACAAGCUCUGCAGGGAUGAGCGGCCAAGAAGAAGUGGUGCACUCACUGGCCGCAAACACGCUUUUUCCCGCCCAGCUGAUGAACGGAAACAUCCACAUUCCAGUGGCUGUGCAGAGCUACUCCAAUGCCACACAGUCCAUUAUCUGGGACCCACAGCAGCAGGUGUUGCACACACAGGGCCUGUCAGGGCAGGAUGGACACCAGCUACAGGGUCAGACAGUGGUGGCAGAAGUAGACGGUCAAGGUCAGCAGCAAGUGCAGGUGCAAGAGCUGCUGCUGCCCGCCACGCUAAAGCCAGAGGAGGGGCUGGACGUGUGGCGGCUCUGGGCUCAGCGGAAAAAUGCAGAGCUGGACAAAUCGGAUCAGAAUAAACUUGCUCCAAUAGGCCGUCGCCAGGCACUUCGUUUCCAAGAAGACCUGGUGUCGUGUGCUGUUGCUGAGCUCUGCAUGGGCCUGUCUUUCAUGACAACAGAGGCUCGGGGGCUUGAAGGAGAAUCAUAUGAGGCGGAUGUUCUUUAUUAUGUAUUUCUCUGCAUACAAAAAUACCUGUUUGAUAACGGUCGAGUUGACGACAUUUUCUCGGAUCAGUACUAUACUCGUUUUGCGCAGAGUCUUCAUCUAAUCUUGGAGCCUUGGAGGCCGUCUGUUCAUCCGCUAGGAUAUGUUAUUCCUAGUCAUGUAACAGAGGAGAUGCUGUGGGAGUGUAAACAGCUGGGAGCUCAUUCUCCAUCAACACUGCUCACAACUCUCAUGUUCUUCAAUACGAAGUAUUUCCACCUACAAACAGUGGAGCAGCAUCUAAAACUGGCCUUUUCAAAGGUGUUGAGACACACCAGGAAGAGUCCCAACAAUCCCAAAGACAAGAGCACCAGCAUACGGUACCUGAAGUCAGCAGAGAGGUUCAUAGGACAGAAAGUGACAGAUGACAUGUACUCAGAACAGCUGGAGGACCCAGAGAACCCGCUACGCUGCCCCAUCAAGCUCUAUGAUUUCUACCUCUUCAAAUGUCCCCAGAGUGCUAAAGGUCGCAACGACACCUUCUACUUGACUCCUGAGCCAGUGGUGGCUCCAAACAGCCCCAUUUGGUACUCGACGCAACCAAUCCCCCGGGAGCACCUGGGGCAGAUGCUAGCCCGAAUCCUUGUUGUCCGUGAAAUCCAGGAAGCCCUUAACAUGACGGAGAGCGUGCACUAGUUGGACCUGUAGAGGAGUAAAAACAGAAGGGACUCCUUCUGUUUUUCAGCCUUUGACAGCUCAUUAUGGAGUAGUUUGCUCUUCUCACUCCCCCCAUUGUUUUGUUUUGGGGCGGCAUGUAUGUUUAUAAUGAGUGCCGGCCUAGCUUGGACACAAACUGUAUAUAAACUUUAAAUCAGUACACAGGAUGAUUUGUCUCAUCGAGGCACUCACUUUUUUUGUCUUUGUUUUGGCCAAAGGAUGCCGAGUUUAAUUCUUUUUUUUUUUUUUUUGUGUUGACCUAAACUCUAAUUUAAAAGUUAUUUCAACUGUUGGUUCACCUUACUGAUAGUCUGGUAUAAAUGUUGAUUUUCUUAUCUGUUUUAAUUUGUAAUAUAUUUCCAAUUGUCACCAUGGUUGGCCUACAUUAUGCUGCUUUUCCUUGUCUUAUUCCUUUGUCUGCAUUGGUUGCCGUUAAGUCUCACAGUGGAUACCUCAGUGGUAUCAGAGCUGUACUAGGAAGACAAAGCUAGUUUAAAAAAAAAAAAGCUUUUUUAAGUUAUGUAAAUUUUCUUUCUUGAUAGUAUCUUUUUGAUUGCGUUGAACCAACUGCUUGUUUGGAAAUGCUGAGCUUUUGAGAUUGCCUGCGUAAGAGCACCCUCUGUUGGAGCUUGGUGGUAUUGAAUCAUGUUAGGACACAAAUCCUCCUUGGAUUUAAUUGCAACACGCUGGCACCACCUAAUCUGCUGCUAAUACCAGUUGCCACAGGAUCAUGGUGUGGCAGAGGCAGCGCCGUGGGCGCAUACAUCUGCUGGAUUUUUUAUCUCUUAAGGACAUCAACACAAACUAAAGAGGAAUCUAAUGUAUCAUGUCGACUGUACUCGAUUAAAGACUUAAAAAGUGGAUUAGCCCUAUAUGUUCUAUAAUGUACAAUGCCAGUAGUUUCUCCAUGAACUGUAUUGGGUUUCAGUCAUUUAAGGAGAGUGGCAGUGCCUGUGUGUUUUUCAAACAUGACCUUUUUUGUACAGUCACUA
Messenger RNA from Girardinichthys multiradiatus, 3495 nucleotides. RefSeq names its product transcriptional regulator QRICH1-like. NCBI's taxonomy places the organism in Eukaryota, Metazoa, Chordata, Actinopteri, Cyprinodontiformes, Goodeidae. The record is from RefSeq and is a predicted model, not a curated record. The coding region runs from base 233 to 2482 and encodes 749 amino acids. The transcript has 12 exons.